Messenger RNA from Sycon ciliatum, 9260 nucleotides. Its product is annotated as piezo-type mechanosensitive ion channel component 1-like. The transcript is spliced from 52 exons. The coding region runs from base 277 to 9048 and encodes 2923 amino acids. Gene Ontology annotation, molecular function: mechanosensitive monoatomic ion channel activity. Lineage: Eukaryota; Metazoa; Porifera; Calcarea; Leucosolenida; Sycettidae. The record is from RefSeq and is a predicted model, not a curated record. Gene Ontology annotation, cellular component: membrane.
ACUGCACUACGGAUACAGCUACAACUACAAGUAGCUCAUGAGCCCAGUGAAAUUUUUGCUGUCACUGCAGCUGCUUCUGCUACACCGACAUACUAUUACUUGUAGUAGUAGUCUAUGCCACUACAUCAGCUGACUGUAGCACUAAAAAAGUAAAAAGCAACACUAGCAGCUAGCUGAGCUGAUGAGGCGGAUAUUUCGUGUUUCUCUUUUCGCGGAUUUGUUGCCACUGCAAGAUGUAGCUAAUAUAAUAGGCGUGUUGCUCUUUCGCCAGCAAGGAUGAGUGCUUCUAGCACGUUCGACAUUUUAUUCAAAUGGCUACUCCCACCAUUUCUAGUUUGUGGCUUCAUCUUCCGGAUAAACGGUAUAUCGCUAGGCUAUCUGCUAUGUCUUCUGGUGGCGGGGCUAUGCAAGUCGAGAGAGUUACCAGGCGGUGGGCAGCGUGCACUGACAGCAGUCGUGUUUGCUCUGUCCACAGUGAGUUUACUCGGGCAGGCGUUGUUUCAGAUCACCAGGACGACGUCUUACGCUGACGACCAGCUGCAGCCAAAUAAUGGCUCAGAGCCUAUCUGGCGGCAAGUGGGCUUCAACCAAAUGUCAGAUUUCAGUGGCGGAGAGAUGGUGCGGUAUGUGCUUCCGGACAUUGGCAUUUGCCUCCUGUCUCUGACGCUGCUUAUCCUGGCUCUGCUCGCCAAUAGAAGAACGGAAGACGAUGCGGAGGAGGACAGCGUGAAGGACGACAGUGCGGGGGAGGACAGCGUGAAGGACGACAAUGCGGAGAAUAUCGCCACGAACGAAACUGACAACGGCGCCUAUGAGUUGCCGCGGCUUCGGACAAGCACUCUCUUCAACCUCGUCUACUGCCUGCUUCUGUUGCUGGCUGGCUGUGCCUUUCCCAGCAUCUUGUCGUUCACGUAUCUGGCUUUGUUCAUCUGUAUUGUGACGCUAUGGGCUUCACACUGCACCAAGAGAGGCUCAGACAUGCUCUCCAUUGUCAAGUAUAUGAUGGUCAUCUACGCUGGAUUGCAGCUGAUACUGCUCUACCUCUAUCUGUUCCAGUUCUUUCAAGAAGGCUUGGAUUCAGGCACGGUAGUUGCGAGGAUUCUAGGUUUGAAUGCAAUUGUGAACACAACCGACUACGAGCAGCCGUGGGAGUUGAAGCUGCAGGACGACGUCAAGUGGAGCGAAUACCUGGCCCCGAUACUCAUCCUGGUCUUGUACUGGUUCUCGGCACGUGGGGUUGUGUACGAGUCGCAGAGAAUACGCCGGCAAGUGCAUGGAGAUUCACCUGGUACACCGACAUCCGCUGAACAGGAGGAAGUCCUUUCAAGGGAUGGCUCCACUCGGGUAUCCACUCGCUCCAGCGGGAAGUUGAUCAACGACAAAGGGCGUAGCUUCAAGCGGACGUCCACUCUGUCUGGUGAGAGUGGCAGCGGUGGUGGUGGCGGUGGUGUGGCCGUUGAUGGCACGUCAUCGUGGCGGCCUCGCAGUAUGCACGACCCCGCCGUCAUGGUGGUGGUGUCGAUGGGAGGAGAGACCAGCGUCGUGGAUCCCACUAGCGGUGCGGCGGAUAGCGUGGAUCCUGAACUGGGCAGCACAACACCCGCCGGUCAGCAGCAGCAGCAGGCACAACCCGAUACACAGCAGAUAGAUGGUGCUGCCGGAAAGGCAAACAAGCAGCGAGAAGAGCAGGAGCCGUUUGACUCCUUACUGGCUUACGGUUACAUUGCUGCACUGAUUGCCAUGAUGGUAUGGAGUAUUGCCUACCUGUCAUGGCUGUCCUUUGCCCUGCUCCUCUUGACGUUCCUCAUCUGGGUGUUGCCAGAGCCUGGCAGGGGUUCGGCGAUCAUGUCGCCAUUCCUGGUGUUCUACUCCGCUAGUCUUGUCAUUAUGGAGUAUGUGUAUGGGCUGAACCUGACGGACAAGGAGCUACCGCAAUAUGAGGACGUCGGCCUAGUGCGGCACCCCUACCCAUUUGGUCACCUGCUGUUAAAGGUCCUAUUCUUCUGUGUCGUUCUCAUACCAAUGUAUUACUUCUUCUCCGAGGACUACAAGAAAAGCGUCAAGCGCAAUAAGGCUAUCCAUGAAACAGCCAAGCAAAAUGUCAAGGACAAAGCAGGCACGGAGAAAAGAUCGCCAAAUGCCGCUACCGGCAAAGAUGCUUUGCGUGAAGACCGUGCUAGUUCUAUUGCCAUGCAAGACUUACGGCAUGCUGAUCAAGGACCUGAUGAAGGACCUGGCAGUUCUGAUGAAACUCCCAUGCGCGACACCGAUGCGAAUACAGAUCAGGGAGAUGGCGCAGGAGAUGCCAGUGAGGAUGCCGAUGGCAACGCAGAAGACAAGACACGCCGGCCGAUUCUCUGGGUCAUCACGGUGAACAUUGUGGCAGUGCUGACCAAGUAUUGGAUUGUAGUGUGCCUUGUGCUCUACCUGAUAGCCAGUCUGCUUCCCAGUGUGUCUGUCUUCAAGAUCAUCUACAUGGCUUUCUUCCUGCUCUUUCUCAUCACCAGCCAGCUGACCGGUGCAUGCUGUGUAGGGUUCCUGCAUGCCUUCUGGUGUCUGGCAGUGAUGUACUCCAUGUUUGUAGUGGCUACACUCUACUCCUAUCAGUUCAGCUAUGUGGCUGAUAACUGGAAUAUCACACUGCCAUCACAGGACUGGAUUGAUGAUCUGGGAUUGGAAUCCUACCGCACCUACUUCAACGACUCGUUUGACGCACCGGACUCCAGUCUGGACAGUGGACAGCUGUUUGUAAACCUCCUCUUGCCCGUCACCGUGCUGCUAUUCGCUGUCAUGUAUCUACGCUUCUUCUACGCACCUUCACCAUCCACCGAGUACCUGCUCUACAAGGCUGAAGCCAGGGAGAAGAAGAAAAUAUACAAGGCUGAAAAUAAAGAGAAGAAGAAGUUGAUCAAAGCGGAGCAGAAGGAAGAAAAGAAACGAAAUCAGGAGCGGUCUGGCAGUGGACGUAGGGCUGGUCGUGGCGGAAGUGCCAGGCGUACUGAUGUUCCUGAUAGUUCCAUAGUAGAGGACGCAUCUCCUGGCUCUGGUGCUACUUCUCCAGUUGAAGAAUUAGACGCUAAAACGAGACAAGAGGGGCAGUCGGCCUCCGCAGCUGCGACUGCUACUUCUCAGGCUAUACUGGCUGGUGAUGACACCGGUCAGCCUAAUGACUCGACCGCUGGCGGUGACACACCGAAGAAGGAGCCUAAUCGCAUUGUUGUGUGGAUCCGUAACCUCGUUUGGCUGAUCGUUCUCAAGCUGUACUCGCUUAUCAGAUGGUUCUUCACUAUGUUGAUACGCUGCCUGGAUGUACACAUGGGCAAAGUCAUACUGCUUGUUAUCCUCGCCGUCAGUCUUGAGGAGGUGUGCUGCGCCAAUCUGUUUGCAGUGAUCUUUGUGUGCAUCACAUUGCUCUACUCGCACAACACAAUGCUGAGCUAUGCAUUGUUUGACUUGUGGGCUGUCAUCAGUAUCCUGGCCAAGAUGGGCUUUCAGCUAAAGAGUGUGCGCAACUAUCGAGCCGACCAGUUCUUCUUCAGAAACUGCACCGGCAACUCUACAGACACAGCUGUGCUGGGCCCAUAUCAGGAUGAUGCUGCUUGGAUUGGACUGCUCCAUAAGGCUGCAUCUGACUUUCCAGGUUAUAUACAGGGUUAUGUGUGGAUUCUUGCACUGGUGGUGUUACGCAUCUGGAUUCAUCGCUACCAGACAACAGUGAGAAAUGACUUCAAGGAGGAUAGGAAUGAGGCUAUCAGUUGCCAUCUUGAGGCCAAAAGAAGGGAAAGAGAACAGGAGGCGCGUGAAGCGCAGGUGGACCCUGAUGCACCGCUCGCCGCCGAAAGCCUGCAUACCAGAUCCACGGUGCCUGAUCACUUAUCAAAGGUCGAGGAGCGAGCGCUACUAGCCCGGCUUGAGGUCUACCCUGCUCCUGUAGCUGGUAGCAUCUUUGCUGAUGUGGAUGCUCACGAUGCUGAUCAGGACUUGCUCUCUGCGAUAUGUUACCUGAUAAACAACUUCUUCGAGUUGUUUGGCCAGGAGAUGGUCAUCAUCGUGUGUGGUAUCGUUGUUGCUGUACGUCUGGACGGUGUAGCAUUGGUGUAUGGAGUGAUGCUUGGCUUCCUAGUCAGUCCGUUGCGCCGUCACGUCACCGGUUUCUUCGCCUUGUUCACCAUACUACUCAUGCUUGUCCAGUAUCUGCUGGUGCUCGGUGUUCCUCCCAGUGUCUGCUAUGUGCAAGAAAACGGCUAUCCGUGGUCCCCUAUGCGCUGGCUGCACGCGGACGACGCUUCAUUCGCACACCACUUCUACUUGACGGAUCCCAACCAUCCGCAGAACAAGUGGCUUCUCCUGGCGGAUUUCUUCCUGCUGCUCUGCCUCAGCACACAGUGGCAUCAUUACCGGGCUAUUGCCCGCCGUGUCAAGCAGUCUGCAGCCACCAACCGAGCCAACAAGAAAUACGCUAACUUUGAUGCUGAACGAUGUGCCACUGUGGAUGGUGAUGGUCAACCGACUCAGACCAGCAAUCCCACUGAGCCUGGUGUACCCGACUUCACAGCUCUCAAUUCCUGGCUGGAUUACACAAAGAAUCUUAUCUUUCAGCACUUUUUCUGGAUAACCCUCGUCAUCGUCUUUUUCGCUGGAGCAGCCAGAAACAGCAUCCUCUGUCUGGGCUACCUCCUGUUUGCCUUCGUCUUCCUAUGGAUGGGCACUGACCAACUGCAUGAUCCUAAGCCCGACCAGCCCAGUGAUGAAGAGAAACGACGAAAGGCGUCACGAAAGGGAGAUAAGCAUAGACAAUCCAGAAAGAGAACUGGGUCACGCACGGAGCUGCCAGCCAGUGGUGGUCAAGCUCAAGUUGAUGGUGCAGACACCAUGCACUCAUCUGAUCAAGCUCAGAACACGACAAAGGACAGUGGAGCAACAGAGACAAAACGAAAGAAGCCGUCCUUCGUUCGGAGGUGGAAAAUUCUGCUGUGGUACACUUAUUUUGUGAUCCUAGUCAAGACAGCUCUUCAGAUAUGGGCAUGUGUGGACUUUGGUGAUGGUGGGCUGAACUGCAUCAAGGAGAACAAAAGUGGACUGUGCAUUUUUGCAAGGCUUCUAUCACUGGUGUGCUUGAAGCCACUGGAGGGUACUCAGACACAGGAUGGUGAUGCUGUUGGCUUGACACUGGACGUUGUCAGCUUGGCGUUCUUGCUCUUUCAGAUCCGUAUCUUCAACAGCCCACACUUUGUGCACGUACAGAACCACUUGAACCUGUUUGCCAAGUUUGCCGACAAUGGUGUUGGCCUCAUGCGGACGCUGUUAGCACAGAGGCUCAACGCUCAGAAGAGAUACGAGAGCGAAAUGGAAACGGACAUCAAAAAGCAUGUCAAGUAUCUGGAGGAUCACCCUGAUGAAUUUCAAAUUCUUUAUGAAGGCACAUUCAUACCGGAUCAUUGGCAGCAGCCCAGCCGGGUCAAGUCUGAAAGUCCCGAGAAGACCGCCGAGUCGUCGAGCCGAGGCAUUGCAUCGUCGACCACACACCAGCUUGGCAAGCUACGCAGUGGCGGUGGUGUAGCACCAGCUCUAUCCUUUGCUGCACCAGUGGGUGGCAGUGAGAUUGAUGGUGGUGGUGAAGAGGAAAUGAUCAUGUAUCCCGCUGUUCUCGGUACAGAAGAGACAGAUGAGACAGAUGGUGAACAUGCUGACGAUGUUGAUGAGGAGCAGGAGGAUGACGAUGAGCCCAUGAGCGAGGAUGCCUUUGAUAGCUAUGUGCAGCGCAUGAGUGUGCCGCGCAAGAUCAAAAAAGCCGUCGAUGAAUUCUUUGAUGCAACAAUCAUUCGCUGGCUGGACGAGGUAUCCUUUGACUACCUGUAUGUGGAAACUCGCCUGCGCCGCUUGAUGCACAAAGAGAAGAUCAAACAACAGAAAGCCCAAGGUGUGGAGCCUGGCGACUUGAACAUUGAUACCAGUCUCCAGCCACGCGGCACGUCCAUGAAAGUGUUUGGUGACACGACAGAGGAUAGUGAAGACACCACUGCACACUCUAGAAGAAACCCUAGCAGACGUGAUGUGGAUAGAACUGAUGGUGAUGCUGAGAAUGCAGACGAUACCGAUGGCGUACCUUCUCCCAAGAAUGCCGUCGGGAAUUUCUUCCGUCAAACGUCCACCAUUCAGAAAAUGACGAAGAAACUGGCAGUGUCCGAUGCGUCGCACAUUCCUAUUGCCGAGAGCGACCCUAUUGUGAGGCUUCUUCGCUUUGGCAGAACGGUUGAGAAAGAUGAGGAAGCGGAGGCGACCGAGAAGUUUCUGCGCUCUGAACUGGCCGACGUUGUGUAUGUGCCGAUUCGCUUUGGCUGGGCUCUGUACUAUGCCAUGCUGGCGCGUACGGACGUGUUCUGUUACUUUGUGAUGAUUCUCGAUCACGUCAUCAGUGCGUCUGUGCUGACUCUUCCACUACCGUUCUUCGUCUUCCUCUGGGGAACCAUGUCCAAGCCACGUCCGUCCACCACAUUCUGGAGCACCGGCAUAAUCUACAUACAGGCUGUGAUUGUCAUCAAGUACAUCUUCCAGUCCGAGACUCUCGCCGACCUCUUUGACAAUGACAGCGGCCGUCCUCUGUGGGCCCCUCGCAUCUUCGGCGUGGGCCAUCACAGUGAUUUCUCGCGCAGUGUUGCUGCUGAUCUUGUUGUUCUCCUCUCACUGUGUUUUCACCGGGCUAUUCUCAGGUUCCACGGUUUCUGGGGAGAUGCAGCUGACAGUGAUGCAGAGGUGCCUAUCAUACCCACUAAGAAUGCUGCGGAGACCAACAAGAAGAUGAGCUCUGGUGAUAAUACCAGCAGCCAGAAUGCCAGUGCUCCACAACAACCCAAAGGAGCUGGCUCAACAGGUCGAACAACUGUCGCAUCAGCGCUGGAAAUGGAGUCGGUUCCAGAGGCUAGUGUGGCGAUGGCAGGCGCCAGCUCCUCACCACAGAAGCAAGGUCGUGCGGACAGCGUCAAUUCUCCCAGGCUCACUCACAGCUUGGCUGCUUCUAGCGACACAAGCAAAUCCGGCCAAGACGGUAAAGCCAGCAAGGCUGGAACACUUGCAAGCAGUGGCAAGAAGAAAAAGAAGAAGAGGAAUGUACUUUGGCGUGUGUUUGUGGAUCCGCUGUAUAAGUUCUACGAGAAGGCUCUGGAUGAAGAUCAAGGCGGUGGUCGCAAGGAUUACUACACCGUCAUGUUCUCCUUCGAUCUCAUCACGUUUCUCAUCACUGUGUUCGGCUGGUCGUCAUUCUCCGAGAAGUCUACAUCUGCAUCAGCUGACGUCACUACCUACAUCUCACAGAACUACAUACCACGUACAUUCCUGGCCAUGGUCCUCGUGCAGUUCCUACUCAUGAUUGUAGACCGCAUCCUGUAUCUUCGCAAGCUGAUCUUCGUCAAGUUUGUCUUUCAGAUCACACUGCUGAUCGCUGUGCAUGCCUGGCUCUUCUUCAUCUUACCGGCUAUCUCAGAACGGUCGUUCAAUGACAACCCCGUAGCACAGCUGUGGUACUUCAGCAAGUGUAUGUACUUUGCAGUGGCAGCCAUGCAGCUAGCUGCUGGCUACCCGACGCGUAUCCUUGGACAGUUCCUGACCAAGGGGGCCAACAUCAUCUCCGCCGUCCUCUUCCUCAUUGUUCAAGCCAUACCGUUUCUUCUGGAGUUCCGUGAGCUACUGGACUGGGCAUGUACACCCACCGUCCUGUCAAUCAUGUACUGGUUCAAAGUGCAGGAUAUCUGGUCCAGUAUAUUUGUUAUCAAGAGCUUUCGCACGUAUGAAAAGUCUGCGCCGAGAAAGAUCGGUACCACUGUCAGUCUGGUGGUGAAAGCUCUGGUCGGUGGUCUUGGCGUGGUGGCACUCAUCCUGGUGCUGUGGUUCCCGCUAGUGCUCAUGUCUCUCAUCAACUCUACAAGCUUGAGCAACCCACCCAAGUCUGUGUCCGUACAGCUGCAGAUUGGUGGAUUUCAGCCUCUGUUCCACUUCACAGCCGAUCAGCAGUUCUUAACACAGAUUACAGAAAGUGAUAUGAAAAACCUGCGUAAUAAAUAUCAGGAUCCGGAAAGCCAGGCAUUCCUGACCAAGUAUGUAGCAUCGGACGUGACCCGGGUCAGUAUCCCUGGCCAGUCCAGCGCGCUGUGGAGUAUCAGCCCUCCGUCACGUCGUCUCAUGGAGCAGAACCUGAACAAUCCCAACCACUCCAUAGACAUAGCCUUCUUGUGGACCAUUGUCAGAGAAACCCAAACUGGUCUGGCAGCGGAAACUGUGUCGCAGAUCAACUCCACGUCACUGCCACAUUCCACUAACGAGACGACUAUACGAACGGCGCUGUAUCAGAUACUGAGUCGCAAUACCACAAGAAAUAGCACGAUGAUCCAAAGUCUCUAUCCAUCAUUCAUUCUGGCACCAGCUAACGGACCUGCCAACCCCGUCCUCGUCCUAAACAAUGCAUUCGUGAACGUGAGUCUUCAGUGGCAGGAAGGCGGUCAGUACGGUGGUGAAUGGUGGGAGCUGGUUCAGACAUCGCCACAUAUUCUGGAUAGCAGCGACAGUGCUACACUGGAGUUGUUCAUUAUCAGCGAUCGCGUGGCCGCUCCAGAGUUCUCUUUCCUGGCUGGAUAUGGCGUGAUAGGUCUCUACGUUUCGUUGGUUCUGGUGGUGGGCCAGUUCCUGCGCUUGAUCUUCAAGAACAUCUCGCAUCGCAUCAUCUACGAGAACAUCCCCAACCCAGAUCCGUUGCAUCAGCUAUGCCAUAACAUCUUCAUGGCGCGUGAGAUGGCACAGGUCACAGGUAAAUACUACCUGGAGGAGAGGCUCGCUGGACAACUCUUCUUGCUGUACAGAUCGCCGGAGCGUCUUGUCGAGGAGACCAGGCCGCCACUGCAGAGGACUUACACAGCCAGGGACCAGGAUGGGCGGCUACAACAACCCGACGAUAGGACAGAACCAGCCGCUGGACACCGGCAAAGCCCGCCAGCAGGAAUAGUAGCAGAACGGCAGACUAGGCCACGAACUCGGACAGUAGAUGCAGCGGUGCAAUGACAAUUGUAGCUUGCUGGACAAGCUAGCUUCUAGUACCAUGCAAUGUGACUUUAUAUUCCAAACUGGCUUGACAAGCUAGCCUCUAGCUCCAUGCUUGACUUUUCAUUCAAUUUUUUAUUCGAAGCUGGUGCUGCUGAGAUGGCAUAUGCUUAUGUGUCAUAAUAUUCCAUCAUGCCUCAUAUCAUAUUCAUGAAAUUUCAUCACACAACACA